UGUAAAGUUAUAAUGCAUGAAACAAUACCAGAAGCAGUUUUAUGAAACAGACGUUCUCUUUAAAAAGCUGUUCCUAUAUUUAACUUUUACUGUGUAAACCAGAACACAUUCACAAGAGAGCAAAUUCCCAUUCAUAUCUACCUGGGCAACUUCCUUUAUUCAUUCACGUUUUGUGAAUUGAUGACCAUAAAAGAAUGACAUCCAGAGCGUUUGCAUGGCGCCACCUGGUGGCCGCAGCAGUGUACAACACUGUCGUUGAUUUCAAAUAAAAAACACGCUUGGGCAAAAAGUACUUUUUGUACAAAGUACUUCCGGUGGGGUCACCGACGAGCUUUUAUGAGCUAUUUCCCUCCCCGUGUAUACGAACGGCUGUUUUAGUAACAUGUGAGCCUAUUUCUCGCUGUAGCCACGUUUAUUCUGUAAAUAAUUAUCGCUAAGGCCGCUUAAGUUAACCGCUCGCGCUGAAACGACUGCACAACGCGGUGGGACACGAGCGGCGAAAGGAGGAAGCAAUAGCCUACCAUCUUUCUUCUCCUGCCAGCAAUAACAAGAAAGAGACAAGGCUAGAUCCAAGUGGAUCUGUGUGGUUCACACUUUAUCUGUUUUGUACCGGAUAAACGCCAGGGGGAACCUGUCCGCGUUCUGAUAGACACCGUUAAAAGCUCCCGGACACUGAGCUCAUCUUUCGGCGAGCCUGGAAGUUUCGGAUCUAAAGACUGGCUGUUAAGAAUUAGUAUUCCCGUUUUUUCAUGUUUCCAACAGGUCUAUCUUCCCCUAACCCCCCACCACCGCCAACCCAGGAGGCUAGACCCGCGGCUACUGAUGUCAAACCCGACAGCGGUAACAUCACAUCUCCGAAGAAGAGGAAAAUAAACGGUUCAGAGAGGGAAGACAUCGCUGACACGAUCUCGUCUUCGCCUCCCAAGACCCUGCAUUCCUUUUCUUCUUCCGCCUCCUCAUCUUCCUCCUCGUCUCCCACUGCACUGCACAUCCAGAAGAAGUUGAGGUUUGAGGAUCUGGUGGACUUCAUUGGACUGGAUGUGAAAAUGGCCGAGGAGGCUGCCGCCGCCGCUUCGUGCUCCAAUAACAAAAGCAAAGCCGGGUUCCUGGCCGGUGGCGCGGGGCACCACGCGAACGGGCUGACGAAGCCCGCGGGCUCCGGCAUCUUCUCCAACAGUAAACCCGGCGCGGCCAAGAAACUAGUCAUCAAGAACUUCAAAGAAAAGCCCAAACUGCCUGAGAACUACACACAGGAGACAUGGCAGAAGCUGAAGGAGGCGGUGGAGGCCAUACAGAACAGCACUUCAAUCAAGUACAAUCUAGAGGAGCUCUAUCAGGCUGUCGAGAACUUGUGCUCCCAUAAGAUAUCUGCCAAGCUUUACAAACAGCUAAGGGCCACGUGUGAAGACCACAUCAAGGCACAAAUUAUUCAAUUCAGAGAGGAUGCCCUGGACAGCGUGCUUUUCCUAAGGAAAAUUGACACGUGCUGGCAAGAUCACUGCAGACAAAUGAUCAUGGUUCGGAGUAUAUUUUUGUUUUUGGACCGCACCUAUGUUUUACAAAAUUCAAUGCUGCCAUCAAUCUGGGACAUGGGUCUGGAGCUGUUCAGGUUCUACAUCAUCAGUGACCUUAAGGUCCAGAGUAAAACCAUCGACGGGAUUCUGCUGCUCAUAGAGAGGGAGCGAAACGGAGAGGCGAUAGACCGCAGUCUGCUGAGGAGCCUGCUGAGCAUGCUCUCUGAUCUGCAGAUUUAUCAGGACUCCUUUGAGCAACGCUUUUUGGAGGAAACCAAUCGUCUGUAUGCUGCAGAGGGACAGAGGCUGAUGCAGGAGAGAGAGGUACCAGAAUAUCUCCAUCAUGUCAGCAAGCGAUUAGAGGAGGAGGCCGACAGAGUCAUCACAUAUUUAGACCAGAGCACACAAAAACCGCUCAUUGCUACGGUGGAGAAGCAGCUGCUGGGUGAACAUCUCACAGCCACUCUGCAAAAAGGGCUGACUCACCUGCUGGACGAGAACAGAAUUCAGGAUCUGUCUCUUCUCUAUCAGCUCUUUAGUCGAGUGCGAGGCGGCGUUCAGGUUCUCCUACAGCACUGGAUAGAGUACAUAAAGGCUUUUGGAAGCACAAUCGUAAUCAAUCCAGAGAAAGACAAAACGAUGGUGCAAGAGUUGCUGGACUUCAAGGACAAGGUGGAUCACGUCAUCGACGCCUGCUUCAUGAAGAACGAGAAGUUUGUCAACGCCAUGAAGGAGGCUUUCGAAACGUUCAUCAACAAACGGCCAAAUAAACCCGCAGAGCUCAUAGCAAAGCAUGUGGAUUCAAAGCUACGGGCAGGAAACAAAGAAGCAACAGAUGAAGAACUGGAGAAGAUGCUGGAUAAGAUCAUGAUAAUCUUUAGAUUCAUCUACGGAAAAGAUGUUUUUGAGGCCUUUUACAAAAAGGAUCUGUCCAAGAGGUUGCUGGUUGGAAAGAGCGCCUCUGUGGAUGCUGAAAAAUCGAUGUUGUCAAAGCUGAAACAUGAAUGUGGAGCAGCGUUCACCAGCAAGCUGGAGGGGAUGUUCAAGGAUAUGGAGCUUUCUAAAGACAUCAUGGUGCAGUUCAAACAGCAUAUGCAGUGCCAAAACCUUCCUGGUAACAUCGAGCUGACGGUGAACAUCCUGACGAUGGGCUACUGGCCAACCUACGUCCCGAUGGAAGUGCACAUGCCUCCUGAGAUAGUGCGACUGCAGGAGAUCUUCAAGACCUUCUACCUGGGCAAACACAGCGGCAGGAAGCUGCAGUGGCAAUCGACACUGGGCCUUUGUGUCUUAAAAGCGGAAUAUAAAGAGGGCAAGAAGGAGCUGCAGGUGUCACUCUUCCAAACACUUGUGCUGCUGAUGUUUAACGAAGGGGAGGAGUUCACCCUGGAGGAGAUCAAACUGGCAACAGGAAUAGAAGACAGUGAACUGCGCCGGACUCUGCAGUCACUAGCUUGUGGAAAAGCACGCGUCCUCACCAAAAUCCCAAAAAGCAAAGAUGUGGAGGACGGGGACAAGUUUUCUUGCAAUGACGACUUCAAACACAAGCUCUUCAGGAUAAAAAUCAACCAGAUCCAGAUGAAGGAGACGGUGGAGGAGCAAGUCAGUACCACAGAAAGGGUCUUUCAGGAUCGUCAGUAUCAGAUUGAUGCUGCCAUCGUGCGGAUCAUGAAGAUGAGGAAGACUCUGAGCCAUAAUCUCUUGAUGUCUGAAGUGUACAACCAGCUCAAGUUCCCUGUCAAGCCUGCUGACUUGAAGAAGAGGAUAGAGUCUCUUAUUGACCGGGACUAUAUGGAGCGUGACAAGGAGAACCCCAACCAGUACAACUACAUGGCUUAGAGAAAGAAAAAGUGACUUUAAAAAAAGAGAUGCAGAUGGCCCAUUCAGGCUGUGGUGAUCGGUCUCUAAAUAUUUUGCUCCAAUGGAUGUUAACCAUUAUCAUCUUCCACCCAGCGACCGACAAGUGAAUGGAUACUGCUCCACAGGAUUUUUGUCAGGGGUCUUGUGAUCCUGUGGACUGCAUGCCCAUCAAAAAAAGAAUAUUGUCCAUAUUUCUCGGUACCUCUGAGAGAGUCGGGCUGCCCUGGACACACAAAGAAGACACAAAGAUGAUGUUGUUCCGUUUGUGCUGAUUUCUUUUUUUUUAUGGAGAGGAAAAAUAUUUAUUUUCAAACUUCAAUUCUUCUUUGUCCAAAGUUAAAUCAACAUGCUCUUUGUUAUCAAGUCACUUUUUUGGCAUUUUGUUGCUGACACACUUAACAAAGCUCUAAAUGGAAAGAGAAAGUGGAUCAGCAAAUUUAACUGAUGCUCAUUUCGGUGUGAAGUCUGGGACUGUUGGACUAGCAUUCAUAGUGGGGAAUUAACAAUUUGGGGAGGGUUGGUGUCAAAUGUGUGAACCCGCAGCAAAGUUUUACCAUUUUUAAGGCCUGAUGAAGCUGUGAUCAUGAACAUGCAAAGCAUUCAAAGCAGAGUUUAUACAAAAAAAAAAAAAAAGGAACACUUAUUUUCUUAGGGUGAACUCAAGCUGAUAAGACAGUUCAGUUGGACAAGAAUAUGCAUUUAAGUUUCUCAUUUGUUUCCGUCGUAAGUUUUUUGUACAUACUUCACAAAAGUGACAUUUUAAAUGAUCUCAUCUGACAGUCAACUGCUUUUUAGGUUUUUUGUUAACCCUUAGAAAGUAUAUACUAAAAGCACAAUGACAUCAGAGGCCCCGUCUUCCCUGGUGUCAUGCCACAUACACACUAUUUUUUUUUUUAUGUCUCCCUGUGGGGCUUGCAGUUCUUGAUCAAACGUGGGGGUGAUAAGAGUGGACAUGAGGGAAAAUAUGACUGAUUAGAGAUGCCAUUGUUUGUAUGAGUCUGUUAGAUUUGUUGCUUCAGAUUAAAACAACUGUUUCAA
This is a messenger RNA of Pseudoliparis swirei, 4412 nucleotides long. RefSeq names its product cullin 4B (gene cul4b). Gene Ontology annotation, cellular component: Cul4B-RING E3 ubiquitin ligase complex. NCBI's taxonomy places the organism in Eukaryota, Metazoa, Chordata, Actinopteri, Perciformes, Liparidae. The transcript is spliced from 20 exons. The record is from RefSeq and is a predicted model, not a curated record. Bases 750 to 3353 code for a protein of 867 amino acids. Gene Ontology annotation, molecular function: ubiquitin protein ligase binding. Gene Ontology annotation, biological process: protein ubiquitination; DNA damage response; ubiquitin-dependent protein catabolic process.